Molecule: messenger RNA, 825 nt
Organism: Poecilia latipinna (sailfin molly)
Lineage: Eukaryota; Metazoa; Chordata; Actinopteri; Cyprinodontiformes; Poeciliidae
Product: troponin T, slow skeletal muscle-like
Exons: 9
Coding region: 239-817 (192 amino acids)
Biological process (GO): sarcomere organization; slow-twitch skeletal muscle fiber contraction; regulation of muscle contraction
Cellular component (GO): troponin complex
Molecular function (GO): tropomyosin binding; troponin T binding
Source: RefSeq, a predicted model, not a curated record
UGAUAACAUACUUUUCCAAACACCUCACCUGUUGUCCUUUUCAAAAUAUCAACCAUCCUUUACACUGUUUCACAAUCCUUUCUUUCACCUCAGGAAUAAACUCUAAACUUGUUUAUUUUGUGCAUUUUUCUCUGCAGAAGAAGAGCGCCCCAAGCCAAAACCUCUUGUGCCCCAACUUGCUCCUCCAAAGAUUCCUGAGGGAGAACGAGUGGAUUUUGACGACAUCCACAGAAAGCGAAUGGAGAAGGACUUACUGGAGCUGCACACCCUGAUCGAUGCUCACUUUGAGCAGAGGAAGAAGGACGAGGAGGAACUCAUUGGGCUCAAGGAGCGGAUUGAGCACCGUCGAGCCGAGAGGGCCGAGAUCCAGAGAGUCAGAGCCGAGAAGGAGAAGGACCGACAGAAUAGGAUUGCAGAAGAACGUCACAGAAAAGAGGAAGAGGAGGCCAAAAAGAAGGCAGAUGACGACCUGAAGAAGAAGAAAGUGCUGUCUGGCAUGGGAGCCAACUUUGGAGGUUUCCUGGCCAAAGCCGAGUCGAGGAAGAGCAAGCGCCUGACGGGGAGGGAGAUCAAGAGGAAGACGCUGGCCGACAGACGGCAGCCUCUAGGCAUCGACAACAUGAGGGAGGACAGCCUGAGGAACCGGGCCCAGGAGAUGUGGAACUGGAUCCAUCAGCUGGAAUCUGAGAAGUUUGACUUCAUGGAGCAAAUGAAGCACCAGAGAUACGAGAUUACUGUGUUACUGAACAGAAUCCAACAUGCUCAGAAAUUCAAAAAAGGCCACGGCAAGGGGAAGGUGGGUGGUCGCUGGAAGUAAAACUGCAA